UAUUCUAUUCAUAGAGAAAUGUCAGUGUCACUUCUUGAAUUCCACAUUCCUGUUCCUGGAGGUUGUCCCCCUGGAAGUUAGGGCUGGAGAUCAGGUUUGGCUCUCACAGCAACGUGGGAGGAGAGCUGUGUUAGUCAACAGUAGCCAGAAUUCAGAAAGAGUCCAGUAGCCCCUUUUCUGGCUCAUCAGUUUUAUUAAAAGGCGUAAGAUUUUGCGAGCUUCAGCUCCCUUCCUCAGAUGCAUAGAGAGGCUGGACUGGUGCACAGAUCUCUCAGUCAGGCCCCAGAUGUCUUCUUAUAGCGAGUGUCCCCAGAUGUCACCUUCUGCUUUUGCCUCUCCACCCAAAGAAUGAAUGGCAAGGGUUAUCAGGUUGGGUGGGGCCAGAGAAAAGGAGCAUCUGUUCUUACCUGUCCCCCCUUCUACAGAUUUGGGCUUGAAGACCAAGAUUCUUGGGUCAAAGGCUUCCACCAAGCAUCUGGCAAGAGGGCAUGAAUGAUUGUUUACAACAGAAAGAAAGAGAAGGCUCCUAGGCCGCUCUGAGACCAACGAUGGGGGAACAAAGAUAGAGAAUGAGGUAAUGGCAGGACCAUCUGAGAAGCAUCUUUUGUCUGAGCGUGAAAUGGCGACUCCGUAGCCCAAGAUGAAUUGGUUGUGAGGGGCGUCUUUGUACAGCACGGCUGGAGGAGGCAUUUCUCUCUGGAGGACCCUCUGAAGAGAAAAUGGGUCUCCCUUUCCUCUUGCCAGUCUCCACCAAGAUGACCUCAUUCCUUUGGAGGACAAUGGAAGGUCUGGGCCUUUAAGUUCGUAGCCGUUACCUCAUCUUCUUCGUGGGGGCUGCAGAUUGAAAAGCAAACUGUAGCUCAAGUUCAGCGUCUGUCGUUGUCAUGGCUGAUGAAAUGAAUGGUGCUCAGCUCGUGACCGGGGAGAGGCUGGUGGCUUGGCUGGAAAGCGGCAUGGAAAAGUUGCUCCUGAUUGACAGCCGUCCCUUUGUGGAAUACAACAUGUCCCAUAUCUUGGAGGCCAUCAACAUCAACUGCUCCAAACUCAUGAAGCGCAGGUUGCAACAGGAUAAGGUGCUGAUCACCGAACUUAUUCAGCAUUCGGCCAAACAGAAGGUUGAAAUCGACGGCAAACAGGAAGUCGUGGUGUAUGAUCAAAACUCAGCCGAUCUGGUUUCUGUCCCUCCCGAUUCUUUUCUGAGUCUCCUGCUGAGAAAACUGGAGAAGAACUUCCGCUGCGUUCACUUGCUUGCAGGUGGAUUUGCUGAAUUUUCCAACGGUUUCCCUGGCCUUUGUGAAGGAAAAUCUAUCCUGGUGCCUUCCUGCAUUUCCCAGCCUUGCUUACCAGUCUCCAACACGGGCCCCACCCGGAUUCUUCCCCAUCUGUAUCUGGGGUGCCAAAGAGACGUCCUCAACAAGGAGCUGAUGCAGCAGAACGAGAUUGGCUACGUGUUAAAUGCCAGUAAUACGUGUCCCAAGCCAGACUUUAUCCCAGAAUCCCACUUCUUAAGGGUGCCAGUGAACGACAGCUUCUGUGAAAAAAUCUUUCCUUGGCUGGACAAGUCUGUGGACUUCAUAGAAAAAGCAAAAGCCUCGAACGGCUGCGUCCUAGUGCACUGUUUGGCUGGAAUAUCCCGUUCGGCCACAAUCGCCAUUGCGUACAUAAUGAAAAGAAUGGACAUGUCCUUAGAUGAGGCCUACAGAUUUGUGAAAGAGAAGAGGCCAACCAUUUCUCCUAACUUCAACUUUCUUGGUCAACUUCUGGACUUUGAAAAGAAAAUAAAGAACCAGGGUGGCCCAAGUGGACUUGUUAGCAAACUCAAGCUUUUGCAUUUGGAAAACGGCAGCAACCACGGAGCAGGCAGUGGGCCCACCACCAUCCUGCGGGCCUCUUCUCAGCUCUGUGCUUCCUCUACCUCAGAGACUGUGGAGCAGAAACCCCUGGAGCCAGGAAGCCCGCCAGCUCCCGUUCUGCCAUCUGUAGAGGGCAGCUCCUUGGCACAAGGCAGAACUGGAUUAAACGUCUCCUCUGAUAAAGUUGAAGACAGCAACCGGUUGAAGCGAUCGUUUUCCUUGGAUAUCAAAUCGGUCUCCUGUGCCACAAGCAGCACUUGCAUCACUGCUUCAGGACAGGGUUAUCCCUCCUUGGAAGACACGUUAGAGUACUACAAGCAUUCGGGCACCUUGGAGGGGGGCAGCAAGUUAUGCCAGUUCUCUCCUGUCCAGGAGGUUUCGGAACAGACGCCCGAGGGCAGUCCAGAUAAGGAACACACCAAGCUCCCAGAGAAGUCCCACAAGGGCUGGCAGCUGGACAACCAGAGCAAGCGGCAGCAUUUGGGGAGGACCACAGGUCCCACUCAGAGGUCGCCCUUGUACCCCCUGCAUCGAAGCGGCAGCAUGGAAGACAAUUACAGAACCAACUUCCUCUUUGGCCUUUCCAGCAGUCAGCAGCAUCUGGCCAAGUCUGCGGCUGGGCUGGGUCUCAAAGGCUGGCAUUCGGACAUCUUAGCUCCUCAAACGUCUGCAGCAGCUUCCCUGACCGGCAGCUGGUAUUUCACGGCAGAUACCUCUCAUUUUUAUUCCGCUUCAGCCCUGUACGGGAGGAGCACCACUUACUCGGCCUUCAGCUGCAGUCAGCUACCCACAGGAUGUGAGCAAACGUACGGUGUGCGCAGGAGAGAAAAACACGGGGAGCGGGGUGACUCGCGGCGGAGUUGGCACGAGGAGAGCUCUUUCGAGAAGCAGUUCAAGCGAAGGAGCUGCCAGAUGGAAUUUGGGGAAGGUAUCAUGUCAGAGAACAGGUCCCGAGAGGAGCUGGGGAAGAUGGGCAGCCAGUCGAGCUUUUCAGGCAGCAUGGAGAUCAUUGAAGUAUCCUGACUCUCUCCCCCAUGAUUUUACAUUCCCUCCUUCCCAAUUUUCUGUAAAAUAAUUCCCUGUAAAUCUGAAAUUUCAGAAGA
This is a messenger RNA of Python bivittatus (Burmese python), 2956 nucleotides long. The record is from RefSeq and is a predicted model, not a curated record. Lineage: Eukaryota; Metazoa; Chordata; Lepidosauria; Squamata; Pythonidae.